Messenger RNA from Penicillium macrosclerotiorum, 1077 nucleotides. Its product is annotated as carbon-nitrogen hydrolase family protein. The record is from RefSeq and is a predicted model, not a curated record. NCBI's taxonomy places the organism in Eukaryota, Fungi, Ascomycota, Eurotiomycetes, Eurotiales, Aspergillaceae. Bases 1 to 1077 code for a protein of 358 amino acids. Gene Ontology annotation, molecular function: catalytic activity. The transcript has 3 exons.
AUGCCUCAAAAGUUGAAAGUUGCAGUUGCCCAGGCUCGCACUGGUCCUACUCUCGCGGCGACCCUUGCCUCGCUUGAGAAAAUCACACACCAUGCAGCUUCACAGGGGGUGAGCAUUUUACUCUUCCCUGAAGCCUAUCUAGGUGGUUAUCCUCGUACUUGCGAUUUCGGAACUGCUGUCGGCGCCCGUGCACCUCAUGGUCGCGAGCAAUUUUUCCGCUACUUCCAGGAUGCAGUGGAUCUCGGCGAUACCCCCGCUGAAGCGGGAGACGAUUGGGUUGAGCGUAAGCUUCCGGUUGCGAAGGGAUCUGAUCGCCGCGGAGAUGGAACAAGAGAAUUUCUUGAAAAGGUAUCACGGGAGACUGGUGUUUUCAUCGUCACUGGUGUGAUUGAAAAGGCCGGCGGGACCAUGUAUUGUUCGGCCAUUUAUGUGGACCCCUCAUCCGGGGCCGUUGGCAAGAGAAGAAAAGUCAUGCCGACUGGCUCGGAGCGUCUCGUUUGGGGUCAAGGCUCCGCGGCUUCGCUCAAAGCAAUCACUACUGUGCUGAAAGGAGUGAGGGUCACUCUUGCUGCUGCCAUUUGCUGGGAAAAUUUCAUGCCUCUACUGCGUCACAGUCUGUACUCCCAGAAUGUGAACAUCUACCUUGCGCCUACGGCCGACAGCCGUGACACUUGGCUGCCCCUUAUGCGUACCAUUGCUGGCGAAGGCCGUACGUUCGUAUUAUCAUGCAAUCAGUGUGUUCGCUACCGUGAGCUUCCGCCUUGGAUUACUGAUCAUGCCACGAAGGAGGGAACAGCAUUGGAAGGAGACCAGUACAUCUCCCGGGGCGGAUCUUGCAUCGUAGGCCCUCUUGGAGAAGUUCUUGCCGGCCCUAUUUGGGAGACCUGUGUUGAUGACACACUCGAGACAUCGGGUGCUGAUAUUUCCUCCGAUAAGGACGGCUUGUUGAUUCAUGAAAUUGAUCUCGAGGAUUGUGAGCGAGGAAAGUUUGAUAUGGACGUGGCUGGAAGCUAUUCAAGAAAUGAUGCUUUUAAGCUGACAGUAGAAGGCUUGGACUUGAGUCCCCCGCCAUAUUAA